Anopheles bellator is the source of this 1698-nucleotide messenger RNA. RefSeq lists its product as uncharacterized. The record is from RefSeq and is a predicted model, not a curated record. The transcript has 4 exons. NCBI's taxonomy places the organism in Eukaryota, Metazoa, Arthropoda, Insecta, Diptera, Culicidae. The annotation marks the transcript as partial.
CAAAAAUGUAAUACUCAAUCAUGCUCAAUCAAUAACAACUUGAUACUACUGGUCUGUCUACUGCUGAGUGCGGUUUUGGUCUCUGGAAGUCGCGGAACACGAUCGAGAAAACAUAGUCACCUGCCGGUAGCACCGCCACGAUGGCAAUCCCGGGCACUGCUGGAAGGGAUUCCGAGUGCGGCCAACGAUUUGCAGGUGUCCAACGUGAAGCCGGCCCCCUUCUCCAAGCCUGGCAGCGGAGGGUCGCUGAAGCGGGCCUACUACGUGCCCACGGUUACGAAUCUGGAGAACAAGCUGCAUCACUUCAUCAACAACCUCAAGACCGGGAUCGGUUCGUCCAAGUUGGCGCACGCCGUGAACGGGGUGACCUCGUCGUUGCAGCAGUCGCUGUCGGCGCCGGGCGCCGUCAGCAACCUGCUGAGUGGGGUAGCGUCCCGGCCACCAUCGGGACUCCAGAGUGCGCCAGGCCACUACGGGACGGCCAACGAGCUCCGGUACGGCCAGCCGUUCGUCAGCAAGCAGGUGGCCGGUCAUUACAAAACCGGCCCGGAGUCGAGCGGUCACAAGGGCCACGGUAAACGUGGACGACACUCGUCGUCGGCCGCCCCACCGGCCAAGUACGACUCGCUGAUGUCGGACUUGGGCAUCUCGGGGUACAAGCACUUCGAGAACGCCGUCAUCCGGGACCUAGAGCGACGCGAGGAGCUGAAGGUCGAGGCCACCAUCCACACGCUCUUCCCGGACGACGACGGCGACUGGCGACCGAUCUCGCCGAGCCGGAACCCGAAGGGAGUCCUCGAUGCGGCCAGCCAACACUCGGAACCGCAAGUGGUGACCGCAUCGCCGGACAAGCUCGCGGCCGGACAGAAACAUCGCCCUAAGGCGCGCGCACCGAAAGAGCGCACCAAGUGCUGGAACUGCGUUUCGUCCACCUCGUCUACCACCAGCGGGACGACGAAACAGUCACACCAUCACCACCACCACCACAGCAGCCCACCACCCAAGGUACCGCUGGGGCCAAGGAACGAGUCCACCCAUCCGCGGUUCGGACCUACGUACGAUGCCACCAUGUUCUACGGGGCCGACGGUAAGCCACCGGCAGGGAUCGUUUCCGGCGCUCUCGCUCAGUCGUACAGCAACGUCGAGGUGCACUACAAUCGCACCCUGGCACCCCCGUUCGCGGCCAGCCCCUGGACGCAGCCGCUCGGGCCCUCGGGACUGCUCCAGGAACUCAGCACCCAGCCGGCGCCACCCGUCACGACGUUUGCCGGGCUACCGUCGGACAUCGGAACGAGUGUUCCGUACACGGGGGCAAGUUUCGCGAAGAAAAGCUUCUCAAAGCUCGUCCCAAAGCUGGGGCACGGUGCGGAUGGUACGGCCGGAACCACCUCGACCACCACUCACAAGCCGACUGGUGGCUCGCCAGGAGGAACGAAAGGUACGACGACGACGACGACGACGACGACGAAGAAACACAAAGCGACCCACAAACACACGGAACCGACCGGUUCCGGCCACCGAAGGGUCCCGUCGGCCACCGGGAAGGGUUCCAUCGCCGGCGGCGACAGUUUCGGUUCCGGCUCGGUCAAGCACGAGCAGCGCGCGAAGAAGAAGUUUGACCCCAAGUACAGCCGGAACCGGGGCUCGAUCAAGUUCAAGGACGCACUAAAGCAGAACCCGGACCAGAUCUAUCGGUGA